Messenger RNA from Mugil cephalus (flathead mullet), 3291 nucleotides. Its product is annotated as tubulin beta chain-like. Gene Ontology annotation, biological process: microtubule cytoskeleton organization; mitotic cell cycle. The record is from RefSeq and is a predicted model, not a curated record. The transcript has 5 exons. Bases 129 to 1463 code for a protein of 444 amino acids. Lineage: Eukaryota; Metazoa; Chordata; Actinopteri; Mugiliformes; Mugilidae. Gene Ontology annotation, cellular component: microtubule; cytoplasm. Gene Ontology annotation, molecular function: GTPase activity; structural constituent of cytoskeleton; GTP binding.
GCCCCGUCUGAGCCGAGGCGACGCGUCCUCCUCCCGCAGCUCCUCAGUCUGUCUGAGUCCAGUCAGUGGGUCAACAGCGCCUCCAGAUCUCUCCACGCUUCACUUUCACCCGCAAAUUCCCGUCCAUCAUGAGAGAAAUCGUGCACAUCCAGGCCGGCCAGUGCGGGAACCAGAUUGGUGCCAAGUUCUGGGAGGUGAUCAGCGACGAGCACGGCAUCGACCCGACGGGAACCUACCACGGAGACAGUGACCUGCAGCUGGACAGGAUCAGCGUCUACUACAAUGAAGCCACUGGUGGGAAGUACGUGCCCAGAGCCAUCCUGGUCGACCUGGAACCCGGGACCAUGGACUCGGUUCGUUCUGGACCCUUUGGCCAAAUCUUCAGGCCUGACAACUUUGUGUUUGGUCAAAGUGGAGCUGGAAACAACUGGGCCAAAGGUCACUACACGGAGGGGGCGGAGCUGGUGGACUCGGUCCUGGACGUGGUGAGGAAGGAGGCCGAGAGCUGCGAGUGCCUGCAGGGUUUCCAGCUCACACACUCCCUGGGCGGAGGCACCGGCUCCGGCAUGGGCACCCUGCUCAUCAGCAAGAUCAGAGAGGAGUAUCCCGACCGCAUCAUGAACACCUUCAGCGUGGUGCCAUCACCUAAGGUUUCAGAUACAGUGGUGGAGCCGUACAACGCCACGCUGUCCGUCCACCAGCUGGUCGAGAACACGGACGAGACCUACUGCAUCGACAACGAGGCCCUUUACGACAUCUGCUUCCGCACCCUCAAACUCACCACGCCCACCUACGGCGACCUCAACCACCUGGUGUCGGCCACCAUGAGCGGCGUCACCACCUGCCUGCGCUUCCCCGGCCAGCUCAACGCCGACCUGAGGAAGCUGGCCGUCAACAUGGUCCCCUUCCCCCGCCUCCACUUCUUCAUGCCGGGCUUCGCCCCCCUGACGAGCCGGGGCAGCCAGCAGUACCGGGCCCUGACCGUCCCGGAGCUCACCCAGCAGGUGUUCGACGCCAAGAACAUGAUGGCGGCCUGCGACCCGCGGCACGGGCGCUACCUGACGGUGGCCGCCGUGUUCCGCGGCCGCAUGUCCAUGAAGGAGGUGGACGAGCAGAUGCUGAACGUCCAGAACAAGAACAGCAGCUACUUCGUGGAGUGGAUCCCCAACAACGUGAAGACGGCCGUGUGCGACAUCCCGCCGCGCGGCCUCAAGAUGGCCGUCACCUUCAUCGGCAACAGCACGGCCAUACAGGAGCUGUUCAAGCGCAUCUCGGAGCAGUUCACCGCCAUGUUCCGCCGCAAGGCUUUCCUCCACUGGUACACCGGCGAGGGCAUGGAUGAGAUGGAGUUCACGGAGGCGGAGAGCAACAUGAACGACCUGGUGUCCGAGUACCAGCAGUACCAGGACGCCACGGCCGAGGAGGAGGGCGAGUUUGAGGAGGAGGUGGAAGAGGACGCCUAGAAAAAAGAAUGACGAAGAAGGAAAAGGAAGUUCAUAACCAAAAUUUAAAAAAAAAAUGAAAGAAAAAUAGGAAAAAAAAAAAAGAAAUGAGGUGGCUGUGAGAAGAGUUGGUUAGAGGAAAGACGGAAAGAAACGAUGGUGAGAAUGGAAGUAGACAGAGAAAAAGACCAAAUUAACGUGCCAUGAUUUACAGCUUCACGUGAUGCUGUUAUUGGUUUUAUCAAUAGUCUCCCUAAAUCUUUUUUUUAUACUAAGCCCUUGUGUUGUAGUCAUCAUACGCCGCUCUUUUUACUGCUGCCUAGAAAUAAAAAACAGAAACAAAGUAAUGAAUUAUUUAAAUCAAACAUUGCACUUAUUCAUUCCCUCCUCAGUUUUGCCAAAUUUGCUCCUUAAUUUCUCCCAUCACUUCACCUGAGAGACGGUAUUUAACAUUCAGAUGACAGAUUUAAUCCUUAACUGGCUCAUUAUUAAAGCUUUUUUUUUUUUUAAACAAAUAAACAUGAAAAUAACACAUAAGUCACGAAUAAUCAUAAUGAUCUGUCAGGGCAUUUGUUGAUGAUAAGAACCAGAAAGUCCUGCUCAACUUAUCCAAUAAUGUCAGAAGUUGCAGGAAGUCGAACCUGGAACCUGAGCGUGAGCUUCAUCCCAACAUUAAUGUGAAAUCAUCGUCAGUGUUAACUGCUUUUAUCAGUCUUUAGGAUCCACUGAGUGAUAAAUGUGAAUGUCAGUUUUAGGUGCAACAAUUAUUAUCAGUAUUUGUUUUUGUAAACUUGAUAAUCACACUUUUAUUGUUGCUAUUAUCACAUUCGCUUUACAUAUUAGUGUAAUUCAAGGCUUUAACUGGUUAAAUACACAUUCUUCUUGUCACGUUGUAGAAUCCGUUAAUGUUAAAACUGAACUGGAACUGAAAUUGAACUGUGCGUUUUAUGUUAUUCAGAAAGCAGUGAAUCAAAAUGCCGGUUUUAUUCAUAGUCUUGAGUUUCAGCGCAGCAGGAGCGAGAUCUUUCCUCAGACGCCAGCCAACGUUGUGAGGAGGUUUACACGCUGCAGAUUCUCAAAACCUCCAAACCUGUCGGCCCCUAAGAACACAUUGGACCUGGACCCAAACUGAUCUGCUUUUAUGAGUCGUAGCUCAAAAAGAAACAUGAUUCUGAACUAAGUAUUGUAUUUUAAAGCAUUGCAAAAUGAAAUGAAUCCAACUUAAGUUAAAAAAAAAAAAGCAACACGUCGCUAUAAUAAAGAUCAAUUCAUAACUAGUGACAUGUGUUUUAAAGGUUCUAUAUUAGACCAUUUUACAGGUUAAUUAAAGUGUUGUGUGUCUCCAUGAUGUGUGCUACAUGCUUUAAAUGUAAAUGAGCACUUCCUCAUAUGAUGAUACAUGGAUGACACAUAAUUAUAAAUUAAAUAAAUAAAUAAUGAGAAAGUGGAGAUAUGGGACCUUUAAAGAAUUCCCAGGAUUCAUUUCAGCUGUUUCUUUUUAUCCCACAACAUUCAGCGCAGCAGCUCAACCUCUUCAGCACAUUUAAUAACUCACAGUUUAAUUAUUAAGGUGGAUUAUUAAGGUGGAUUCAAGUAUAUUUACAAAUUUCCUCUGAAUGGGUUUAAAUGUUUACACUGCGUUAUUCCUUGAAACAAACCAGAAGUUGUUCAUGUUCAGUGUGUGGAUCUCAGCCAUGUUGUCUUUAUGUUUGUGUAACGUCUCUGUGCGGCUUCAUUGACGCUUAUUAUUAUUUUUUUUUUUUAAAUUCCUUUGGAACCGUUUCCCUUUGGAUCCUGUUGACUGUGAAUCAUUUGGGAGAAAUAAAAAAGGCAUUUGUAGGAAAAUAAA